AUGCAAUAUCCUAUACCAUCCAGAAUGAAGCCAUCUGCCACUGAUUCUACCGUUUACCCAACUGGAAUAGCUGCAAAUGCACCAGAAAGAAAGAAUAAAGAUGAAGCUUCCUCAAGUGUUCAAGAUCCACAAUCUAAAAACUUACACGCAUUAAUUCAAAGAUUUAAGUUUAAAAGAGUCCUAGAUUCAAACCCUCAAACAAAAGUACUUUCACUAUUAGGAUUGAUCGAUAAUAAAGACGCUAUAAUCACUGUGGAAAAGACUCAUUUUAUCUUUGGGCAAACUAAGAAAACAGAUCCUGAAAGUGGUCGUAAUACCCCCAUCUUUUAUCAAUGCGAAGAUGAAUAUUCUUGCAUUAAUGGAAUUGAAGAUAUAAGACAAAUUUCAGCCCAUGAUAUUUACUAUUGGGGGCUUUCUGUUUUAAGACAGAAUUUAACAAAUAACCCUACUGCAAAGAUUAAUUUGAUUUGGCCAGCUAAUUUUAUCCAUAUCAAGAAAUACGAUCAACAAAAUUUACAUCUAGUGAAGGAAACCCCUGAUAUGUAUCAAAGGAUUGUGAAACCUUACAUCGAUGAAAUGAUCCAGGGGAACAAUCUCGCAUGGGUCAACAAAAUUCUUUACGAAGAUGCAGAAUCUGAUAGAAUCAUUUAUAAAGAUUUCCCACAAGAUAAGGACGCUUCCGAUCCCACAGCUCUAAAGAAGGAAAAUGGGUUAAUCAUCUUACCUGAUACAAAUUGGGAUGGUAUUAAUUUGGAUUCUCUUUAUUUGGUAGCGUUGACUUAUAGAGAUGAUAUUAAAUCUCUGAGAGAUUUGAAACAAUGUGAUCAAGCUUGGCUAAUUGAAUUGAAUAGGAAGAUCAAAUCCGUCAUUCCUGCAUGUUAUAAUUAUGCAAUUCAUGCGGAUGAACUGAGAAUAUUCGUUCAUUAUCAACCUUCUUAUUAUCACUUCCAUUUACAUAUUGUUCAUGUAAGGCAACCGGGGAUUAAUAGUGGUAUGGCUUUGGGAAAAGCCGUACUAUUAGAUGAUAUCAUUGAAACUUUAAAUUAUAUGGGUCCCGAGGGAUUUAUGAGAAAAACAAUCACAUAUUCCAUUGGGGAACGCCAUGAUUUAUGGAGAAGAGGUUUUGAUAAAGAAGUAGAAUUACAAUUAGAGAGAGAUGGAAUACCAAAGGUACCUAACAUCGUUAAUGAAUUCGAUUAUCAUGGUGGAUUCGGUCCCAAUGAUGAUGGCGAUGACCAUGAAGGUAAUGGAAAUAAUUGA
Naumovozyma dairenensis CBS 421 is the source of this 1260-nucleotide messenger RNA. It is a transcript of the gene DCS2, whose product is annotated as 5'-(N(7)-methyl 5'-triphosphoguanosine)-(mRNA) diphosphatase. The record is from RefSeq and is a predicted model, not a curated record. Gene Ontology annotation, cellular component: nucleus; P-body. Gene Ontology annotation, biological process: deadenylation-dependent decapping of nuclear-transcribed mRNA. Gene Ontology annotation, molecular function: RNA 7-methylguanosine cap binding; hydrolase activity. The transcript has a single exon. The coding region runs from base 1 to 1260 and encodes 419 amino acids. NCBI's taxonomy places the organism in Eukaryota, Fungi, Ascomycota, Saccharomycetes, Saccharomycetales, Saccharomycetaceae.